Kockovaella imperatae is the source of this 1466-nucleotide messenger RNA. RefSeq names its product DHHC palmitoyltransferase-domain-containing protein. Gene Ontology annotation, molecular function: protein-cysteine S-palmitoyltransferase activity. Lineage: Eukaryota; Fungi; Basidiomycota; Tremellomycetes; Tremellales; Cuniculitremaceae. Gene Ontology annotation, cellular component: endoplasmic reticulum membrane. The record is from RefSeq and is a predicted model, not a curated record. Bases 67 to 1437 code for a protein of 456 amino acids. The transcript is spliced from 11 exons.
CCCUUGCUUCAAGGCCCGUCAUCAGGUAAUACCAUAUGUGGAAGGGGCCAUAGACAGAGAUCCGUCAUGCCUCGAGGAUGGAUUCAAAGACUAUGGCUCGGCGGAACCCUGACUCUGAUUAGCUGGAUAUCCUUCUCGUGCCAGAUUGGCAUCAUUUGGCCAUGGUAUGGCAGCGUCCUCAGCUUGGAUCUGCUCAAGCUCCUGGUCCCAUUCAAUUUGCUGGUGUUCAUGGUUUUCUGGAAUUAUAGACUUUGCGUCACGACGCCGCCGGGAGAGGUUCCAAGAGGAUGGCGUCCGUCUCUAUCCAACAUGGAAGGCGUCGAGGUCAAGAAGAAUAGUCAUGCGCCAAGAUACUGCAAGAUGUGCAAUCACUAUAAACCUCCCAGGACGCAUCACUGUCGGCAGUGCAAGACGUGUGUGCUCAAGCUGGACCAUCACUGCCCAUGGAUAGUCAAUUGUGUUGGCUACUACAAUCAAGGCCACUUUAUUCGAUUUCUCGUCUACGUGGAUCUCGCAACGAGCUAUCAUUUGGCAAUGCUAGUCCGUCGAGUUAUGGACAUGACACCUCGUUAUGCUGCCGAGCCUACGCUCUUUGACAUCCUCUUCCUUGUCUUCAAUUUUGCUACUUGCGUGCCUGUGUGGCUCUGCGUCGGCAUGUUCUCAAUGUACCACCUUUACCUCGUUUCCGGCAAUUCCACGACGAUCGAGGGAUGGGAAAAGGACAAAGUGGCCACCUUGGUUCGGAGAGGCAAGAUAAGAGAGAUCAAAUAUCCAUACAAUAUUGGAUUCAUAGCCAACAUGAAUUCUGUGCUCGGUUCCAACCCUCUCCUUUGGCUCUGGCCUCAAGCGAUGAAAGGCGACGGUCUGUCGUUCCCCGUCAACCCGGAAGCUGGCGACUCGGACGCCCAAUAUCAAUGGCCGCCUCAAGAUCCUACUCGUUUGCCCAAUCCUCCACCGAGGUCUGGUCAAUCUGCAUUCACCUAUGGAGGAGAGUCUUUCAAUCCCGCAUUGAAACCAUCAUCUUCAAGCAGCUCCGCAUUAGAGCAGAUAGGGAUCGGCGAGCUGCGUAACCGGAGAUUUUCAUCGACUCUUAGCGAAGGGUCAGAAGGCAGUGAAGCCAGUGGAUCUUCACCCGAACACUAUCUCUCCGACUAUGAUUACGACGAAAGUUUGGAAAAUGGAGACAAAGCCGUAGAAGAGGCUCGUCGGAUGCAGCAGCCGUACCCUUCCGAUAAUAAUGUCAGAGUACGCCGAGGCAGUGAGGGCUAUGAAGUGAGCUCCGGAGCUGCUGCCUGGAAUAUGGAUCUAGAACAUCAAGUCGCUGCACAUUCAGCCUGGGAUCAGCCACGAGGUCCAGUCUGGUUGGAACAGGGGAGAUACAACGUGUACGAGCCGCAUGCGGUCGAUGAUGAUGACGAUUACGACUCGGAUGAUUGAAGUCAUUCAAUGUAUAGACUUUUGACGAU